AUGACCGAGGAGACCGCACCCUCGCUCCAGCGUCUCGCCACACACAGUCUGCUGAGCCACCCGGCCCUGGCCAUCUCUGCCCUGGACGAUCUGCCGGUACUGCUGUUCCCUUCGCUCUUUAUGGAAGCCUAUACUGGGGGCCACAGAGAGGUGCUGAAGGCCAUGGUACAGGCCUGGCCCUUCCCCUGCCUCCCCCUAGGGGCCUUGGCACAGUCACCAGGUCUGGAAACUGUCAAGGCUGUCCUGGAUGCCCUCGAUCUGCGUCUUGCCCAGAAGGAGCACCCCAGUGGGUCGAAACUACUAGUGUUCAACCUGCGGAAGGAGCACCCAGAGUUCUGGAUACGAGGAUAUACCUCCAUGGUCCAAACAUCUUAUCAAGACAAUCGGACUGAGAAGACAACACUGAGUUGCUGUUCUGGGAUAACUGAAGAACAAGCCUUGAUCAUCGCCAUGGACUUGACCAUUAAAGAUGGUGCGCGUAAUCCUACCCAAACUUACCUGCUCCAAUGGGCCAGAGAGAGAAAAGAACAAGUCCAUCUGUGCUCGAGGAAAAUGAAGGUUCAGUCUGAAUCCAUCUCUGAAAUGCAGAAGGCUCUGUUGGUGGUGAAUCUCGACUCCAUCCAGGAACUGGAGUUGACUAAAUUCUUAGGGCUAGAAACCAUGCAAACAUUGGCACCUUACCUGAGCGGGAUGAAGAAUCUUCAUAUCCUCAAAAUCUCCAUGAAGGGUACAAGUUGGCACACAUUCAGCCCCAAAUGGGAGGCAUAUCUGGAGCCGCUGAAGCAUCUACAGGAGCUUCAUGUGCAAGAUGCCAUCUUCUGUCCUGAAAACCUGUCCUCCAUCCUCAGGAGCCUGCCCCCUUUGAAGGCCUUGUCUCUGAGUCAUUGUGUGAUGAUGGAGUCCCACCUUUGGUUUCUGUCCUGUUGUCCCUACACCAGGCAGCUCAAGCACCUGCGUCUGAGGCAUUUGUUCAUGGAUGACAUCAGUCCUGAGCCCCUGCGAGCACUGCUGGAGCAUGUAGCCAGCAACCUGGAGACCCUGGCCCUGGAGUGUUGUCAUAUCACUGAUUCCGAGCUGUCUUUCAUCCUGCCUACCCUGAGCCAGUGCUCCCAGCUCCGCUUCUUCAGUUUCUAUGGAAACCGCAUCUCCAUGGCCGCCCUGCAGAACCUCCUGAGCCACACGGCCAGGCUGGGCCAUUUGAGAAGAGGACUCUAUCCUGCCCCUGUGGAGAGCUACUGCCCUCAAACGUGGUGGGACGAAAGCAUCGACCCUGAUAGGUUCGCUCUGAUUCAGACAGGCUUGACGCAGCCAUUGAGAGGUAUGAAGACAAAACAGAAGGUCCAGAUCUGUACCCAUUUCAGUCAUUUGAAGAACAAAUGUCAAUUCUACAGCCUGGAGCCCGAUGGCUCCUGGGUAGUUACAAAGGAAGAGCUUCCUAGCCUUUCUGCUCUGCCUGUGUAG
This is a messenger RNA of Perognathus longimembris pacificus (Pacific pocket mouse), 1461 nucleotides long. Its product is annotated as PRAME family member 8-like. The coding region runs from base 1 to 1461 and encodes 486 amino acids. The transcript has a single exon. The record is from RefSeq and is a predicted model, not a curated record. NCBI's taxonomy places the organism in Eukaryota, Metazoa, Chordata, Mammalia, Rodentia, Heteromyidae. Gene Ontology annotation, cellular component: cytoplasm. Gene Ontology annotation, biological process: negative regulation of cell differentiation; negative regulation of DNA-templated transcription; positive regulation of cell population proliferation.